Messenger RNA from Helianthus annuus (common sunflower), 1620 nucleotides. Its product is annotated as histone-lysine N-methyltransferase SETD1B-like. The record is from RefSeq and is a predicted model, not a curated record. NCBI's taxonomy places the organism in Eukaryota, Viridiplantae, Streptophyta, Magnoliopsida, Asterales, Asteraceae. The transcript is spliced from 5 exons. Bases 1 to 1620 code for a protein of 539 amino acids.
AUGUCUUCGUCUGAGAGUGGACUGUCUGAUACUGUCGACCCCAUGGCCAUUGUUUCUGAUGAUGAGAUCGUCCUAGAGCCAAAGAUCUUUACCUCCGAGCCUGAGAGUGACCUGGAGAUGAUGUCGGAUGACGACGACGAUUUCCAGCCUUUUGCGCUUCCCAACUUUGGCGAUGAUGACCAUUUCAUCCUCGGACAUCCCGAUGGUGAGCAUGUCGUGGUUCCGAUCCUCGCCCCUUUGCCUCUUGCGGCCUUUCCUCUCGAGGAUUUGCCUUUUGAUGACUUGUCUGAUGAUGAUAUCGAUCUUUUUAUUGAUGGUCCCCCUGAUGAUGCCCAGGGUGAUGGAGUUUUAGUUGAGGAUGUCAUUGUUGUUCCACUCGUUGAGAUUUCUAUUAUUGAGGUUUCCUCUGAUCAUUCUGUUCCGGAUUCCUUUGAGUCUGUGUCAUCCACCGCCUUGCAUGCAGUGGGACUGCGACAUUACGCCCCUAAUACUGAUGACGACACAGCCAUGUCGGCUGCACCGAUUCCUCCACAUGACGUUGAGCCAGGACUUGAGCAUGAUUUUAUUCCUGUCGAUCAGCCUAUUGAUGCACCCGCUGAUCCUGAGCUGGUACCUGCCGAUCCUGAGCCUAUUAUACCUGCUCCUGAGCCUUUACCUGAUCAGGAUCCUGUGCCGUUUGGCAUACCUGUUGUUGCUCCACUAAUACCAGAUCCGAUUCCUGCACCCACUGACCCUGCUACUUUUGCCAUCACUCCCCCACCUACACAUGCACCUGUUGAUGUUGCCCCCUUUCCCCCGAUUGUGUCCGAUGUUCACCACACUGACCUGCCUAUCACUUUCUUGCAGGACAUUCCCGCACCCCGUCCAGGGGAAGGUCCGUCUAGCCAACAUCCUAGCCAUGUUCCACACGUGUCAGCAGCUUUUCCUCAUAUGCCUCAGUAUACACCUACUACUAAUUUUACUUCUUCACCACCAGGCGAGCCACUCAUAUGGUUUCCGCCGAACACCAUGCCAGUUUCUGAUCCCUACCAUCCCUCACACUUUAUUGGUUACACGAGGGAUGAGUUAGUCUUGUCAUUGCAGCUUCAGCAGGAGAUCCUAUGUCGUAGAGUUAUGGAGCUUGAGAGGAUUCCACGUCCUCCACCUUGUUCAUGCCCGUCACCUUUUGCGACUCCACCUGCUCCUCUUUUGCCUUAUCCAGAUUUUGAUGUUCGAUUUCUCACCAUGGAGCAGCAGAUCAGUUAUCUAUUGCGUCACGUUUACGACCUUGAGGAGGAGCUUGCGCAUAAGAUGCCUCCUCGAAGAAACAACCAGUUGCCUAUAACAGAGGCUGAACUACAAGAACGAAUUUCACAAGCAAUCGCACAGCAUGAGGCCUUGCGCUCUGAACACAGCGGAGGCUGCACUAACAAGCAGUUCCUUGACUGCAAGCCUCUGAAUUUCGACGGCACUGGAGGUGCUGUAGCUUUCGUUAGAUGGGUUGAGAAAACCGAUUCUGUGCUGAGAAUGAGCAAGUGUGCGCCGGAGCACCAGGUCACCUACAUUUCUGGACUUUUCCUAGAUGGCGCUCUAUCAUUGUGGAACCUCCAAGUUCAGACGAGGAAGCUGCAUAUGCUAUGA